Messenger RNA from Polypterus senegalus (gray bichir), 826 nucleotides. It is a transcript of the gene fkbp7, whose product is annotated as FKBP prolyl isomerase 7. Gene Ontology annotation, molecular function: calcium ion binding; peptidyl-prolyl cis-trans isomerase activity. NCBI's taxonomy places the organism in Eukaryota, Metazoa, Chordata, Cladistia, Polypteriformes, Polypteridae. The coding region runs from base 77 to 724 and encodes 215 amino acids. The transcript is spliced from 4 exons. The record is from RefSeq and is a predicted model, not a curated record.
UCCGUCACGUAGCUUACUGCCACGAGUUCACUUGAGUCUGCCACUUCGGUGUUAGGCGUUAAGAGUAGUGGGCGAGAUGUUUUCUGUGCUUUCUGGUUUUCUGUAUCUGCAGCUCAGUAGCCUUCUGGUGGGUUACGUGCGCGCCCAGGAGCCGACGGAUGAAGUGAAGAUCGAAGUGUUAUACUUGCCAGAAGACUGUCCGCAAAAGACCAAAAAGGGAGACAUGGUGAACGCGCAUUACGACGGCUUUUUGGCGAAGGAUGGCGCCAAGUUUUACUGCAGUCGUGCAGACGAUAAAGGACACCCCAAGUGGUUUGUGCUCGGCGUCGGCCAAGUCAUUAAAGGCCUGGACAUUGGAAUGAUAGGCAUGUGUCAGGGUGAAAAGAGGAAAGUGACCAUCCCUCCUUCGCUCGGAUUUGGAAAGCAAGGAAAAGACAAUGUGCCACCUGAUGCCACUUUGAUAUUUGAGAUUGAGCUCUACACAAUAGCCAGAGGUCCCCGCAGCAUGGAAGCCUUCCGUGAAAUUGACCUAGACGACGACCGGAACCUGUCACGGGACGAGAUCCGAGCCUACAUGAAGAGGGAGUUUGAAAAAGGGGGCAAGCCACGGGAGCAGAGUUUCUAUGACGUCAUCGUUUCAGAUGUGUUUCAGAAGAAUGACCACAACAGAGACGGCAUCAUAUCAGCAAAGGAGUACAACGUGUACGAUCACGACGAGCUGUAGGGCGCCGAUGGGGACUGUGCGAGAAUGUGAAUGCGUUUGGGACGCCUGGGCGUACCUUUAUAGGGAUAUUUUAUACAAAAUAAAAAACCACUAGAAAACCGA